Harpia harpyja (harpy eagle) is the source of this 8264-nucleotide messenger RNA. It is a transcript of the gene RAD51B, whose product is annotated as RAD51 paralog B. Gene Ontology annotation, molecular function: ATP binding; DNA binding; ATP hydrolysis activity. The transcript has 12 exons. Gene Ontology annotation, cellular component: Rad51B-Rad51C-Rad51D-XRCC2 complex. The record is from RefSeq and is a predicted model, not a curated record. Bases 116 to 1369 code for a protein of 417 amino acids. NCBI's taxonomy places the organism in Eukaryota, Metazoa, Chordata, Aves, Accipitriformes, Accipitridae. Gene Ontology annotation, biological process: double-strand break repair via homologous recombination.
UGAAACAGCUCGGACUCGCUGGAGGCAACCCGGUCAACCUGCGGAUGCUGUGAACCAGGAGCUGACCAAAAGGUGGGAGAGCCCCAGGAUUCCUCCCCAGAAGAGAUUGGGGAGCAUGGCUGCUAAGAAACUAAGAAGAGCAAGGUUGUCUCAGGAGCUGUGUGAAAGGCUGAGUCGCCAUCAGAUCACUACCUGUCAGGACUUUUUAUGUCUUUCCCUCUUGGAGCUAAUGAAAGUAACGGGACAGAGCUACUAUGAUGUGCAGAAACUUCUUUGUAGAGUCAGCCGAGCUUGUGCUCCCAAAAUGCAGACAGCUUAUGAAAUGAAACUGAGGAAGUCUGUGAAACCCUCUUCAGCCUUUUUAUCCACCACGCUGCAUAGUUUGGAUAAAGUCUUGCAUGGUGGGGUGCCCUGUGGAUCCCUCACAGAGGUAACUAGCCCACCAGGUUGUGGCAAAACUCAAUUUUGUAUUAUGGUGAGUGUUCUGGCUACACUGCCUGUAAGCAUGGGAGGACUAGAUGGGGCUGUUAUAUAUGUUGACACAGAGUCUGCAUUCAGUGCUGAAAGGUUGAUUGAGAUAGCAGGAAACAGAUUCCCUACUUAUUUUGACUCAGAUGAAAAGCUGUUCUGCAUGACCCGUAGCAUUCACCUGUAUCGAGAGCUGACCUGUGGCAGUGUACUGAAGAGGAUUAUGUCUUUGGAAGAAGAAAUUAUUUCAAAGAAAGUUAAACUUAUAAUAAUUGACUCUGUUGCUUCAGUUGUCAGAAAGGAGUUUGACACAAAACUCCAAGGCAACCUGGCAGAGAGAAGUAACUUUUUGGCUAGAGGAGCAUCAGUGUUGAAGUAUUUGGCAGAGGAGUUCUCAAUACCAGUUAUCUUGACGAAUCAGAUUACCACAUCGUUGAGCAAUGGCUCCGCGAUCCAGGCAGACCUGGUGUCUCCAGCUGAUGAUUUGUCCCUGUCUGAAGGAGCUUCUGGAAGUGGGAAGAGGGAAUCUGGUUGUGUGACAGCAGCCCUUGGCAACACAUGGAGUCACAGCGUCAACACCAGGCUCAUACUACAAUAUCAUGACCUGCCGACAAGACAGCUCCUGGUUGCUAAAUCCCCUGUUGCUCCAUUCUCCACUUUUUUCUACACCAUUGAGAAAUCAGGCUUGGUUCUUCAAGCCGGAGUUAAAGAACAAAAGUCUGUUACAGACAACUCUGUAACUCUCUCUCUUCCAAAUGGCUGCCAUCCUGCUGCUCUCCACCAGGACUGUGACUGCAGGGUGCUAUGGAAAGGAUCAAACAAAUUUAACCUGGGAAGGAACCAAUCCUGCCCUGCAGACCAUACGAGUGAGGAACACUGCCUUGAAAGAUACUUUACCUGAUGCUGCUUUACCCAACACUACUGGUGAGACUCUGAGCAAUACAUCCAAUCUGUAGAAAGGACAAAUGAAACCUCCACCAAGAAAUGAAUGAAUGACAACAUAGGUUUUCAAAAAUCCAGUGAAGCAGAUAGUGAGCAUUCUUUUUCUUUUGUCUCUUUAAAGACUAACUUUAAAACCAAGCGCUGUUCUUUGUAUGUGUGGGGCCAUACUUAACUCUGGUCUUAUCAAAAUCCUCUAUUUUGUUCAGGUUAAUUUAAGUGACAUAGUAAUAAAAGCCUCUGAACACCACACAUGCUCCUGAAGAAGCAUAGGCCUUCCUAAUUCACCGCAUCACCUCACCAAUCUGGAGGAACCGACAGUCAAACACACAAGAGUGCUUGGUGUCCACAGCCCAUAACAUAGUGAAAUGUUCACUUCUGCUUUUUAAUAGAAAUUAUAAACCCGCUCAUUGGCUUGAUUAAGAAGCAAUAGUUCAGUGAGUUCUUACUCCUGUAAUUCACUUGAAAGUCAUCAGAAGUGAUGUAACAGAGUUGCUAAUAGCCAGGCUCUGACAGUUCAGAAUGGAAGGAGAACAGGUAGCAAUCCAAAAGGUGGGAAGAUCGGUGUGUAUUACAGCUGCUUAGCUUCCUCUGUCUUCAAAGCACUUCUAAAGUACUCACAACGUGACUGCAAACCACAGAACUAUUUACUCACCUUACAGACUUAGAGAAUGUAUGACUUGCUCAAGGCUGCUGAGGGCAUCACUAGCUGUGCUGUGAUCAGGAUCGGGUUGUUCCCGGCCCUCAAGCCUCACAUCCCUAAGGGAAAGCCAUGGGUUGAGUUGGUGCCGACUGCUGACGCACAGUCGCCAUUGGUCUGAGAGGCUGGUUCUGUCCUCUGCAGUCACAGGGAAAGCCUCCCUGAGCAACCUCUGGAAAAGCACAGUAACCUGUACAGAAAUACGGGAGGUCUGGAGUACUGCUAAAGUGGCUGUAGGUAACCCAGCAAGGAAAUCAGCUUCAGUUGGGCCAUCUGUGGUGGUGAGGCGAGCAGGUUGCCAUCUGCUGUUUGCUAGGCAAUCUUUGGGUGACGAGAGAGUUCCUGGGGAGCACAUGGCCCCUAUUAAAAGGUACUGCACACCCUUACCGUGGCAGUGCAGGAGACUGAGAAGCUGAUGGGAUGUGGGAACUGAUGUCGCGUCACUCCCAGCCACCAAACAGGAUGGCAUGGAGAAGGCUACUCUGCAGCUAUCUACUGCCGUGCCCACUCACGCAGCUUUGAGCUCUCCUUUAACAAGGAAGUUUCCAUCACAAGGAAGCUACUCCAUUUCAGUAAGCUACUUUUAAAAGCUAAUACAUUUCACCUUGGGGAAGAGCAAUUCUGCAGCUUCAGUGUUACCAGUUUUGUGCUUUGAAGAGACCUUUGUAAAAUUUAAUUUUAAUUUUGCUUUAACUAAAGUUUAGAUUUUCUUCUUGACAGUGCUGCACUACUGGCCAUUCAGUCAAACCCUGCUGAACUUGCUUGUAGCCAUUUUAUCUGGGUAUCUUGUAAAUAUUUGGUAGAGCACUCAGACACAGAAGUGUUUUUUGCUCUUACAGUCACAUGCCUGGUUCCAGGACCUUUCAGAAGCACAAAAGGCUGAAGGCAGGGAAAAUUCCACUGAGAUGCAUUCAAGUCUCCAGGGAGCAACUGCACUUUGUUUAGACUAAAAUUUCUCAUUGCUGCCUCUGCCUUUUUUAAAAAACAUGGAAGGAUAGAGAGGGGAAGCUGGAGGGUAGGGGUCUUUAUUAUUAUAAACGCCGAAAUGCAAGCACUCAUUUCUCUCAUAUUGCAGGACCAUUUGUGGUUGGAGAGGGAGAUAAGCUUUUUAAUGUUCUCUGCGCUACCACACAUUGGAAAUAUCCAUCCAAGUUCUAAAAUGUUUUACAAACAUUAAUGAAUUAAAGCUUAAUCCCCUCCUACUCAGCCCCAUGAAGCGAGUAGUAAAUACAGUUUAAAAGACGGGGCUAAUGAGACGAAAGAAGUUGUGCCUUGCCUGAAGUCACACGGGCAGCGUGGCAAGAGGACUUGGGUCUUUGAGUCCCAGCUUUCUACCUUACACCACAGAAAACACACAUUCCCUCCCUUUUCAAGGCUUGCUGUACUUCCCCUUCUGGGAUACAGUGAAAACAUGCUGGCAUCACACCUUGAGAUAACCUUGUUUUUUCCCCUUGGAACAGAGAGACUACUCACAGCUGCUGUCCCACGGGGUUAAGAUGUUGAAAAGAUCAGAGACGGAUGGGGGCGGGGGGGCAGGGAAGCUAGUCCCUGCUCUGUCUGCCUUGGGCAUGUUCUGCUUCCACUGCUGCCAGUGGAGUUGGUGUACUAUCGGGAGCAACCUCAAACAUUUUUGUAUGUGCUUGCAUAUAAUAUUCAGGCAGGACUGUGGUAAAAAUGCCAUAAUCAAAGAAAGAACUUGGCUGACAAGAAAAUUGGACAUAUGAGCCAAUAAGUCACUCCUGUAUUGAAUAUAUGUGAUUUCAUUAUCCUUCUGUAUGUGACCUGCAUUUCUUACUGCUUCUUAUUAUCAGAAUCCUAUAACUACUGCUGCGGCCAUCCCUUUCACCUCUUCAGAAGAGAGUGAUAAUCCAUCAGCCAGUUACUCUCCAGUGCUUUGAGUCAGGUUUUUACCAGGGGGAUUAAUGGUCAGUUGAAGAGAGUCAUUCCUAACAGGGCUGAGCAAAAAGCAAUGCGCACAUGAGUCACAAAGUGGAAGAGAAGGAAACAAAUCUAUAGAUUUAAAGGUUUUGAAUUCUUUCUUUUCCCUUAGCUUCCCUUGCCCACACUGAUCGAUAACCAGACGUGCAAAAGCUGGAAAUGUGUUGAUGGUGGCUGGUAUAAGCAGGACUGAGAGCUUCUCCCACUGUGCAAGCAAACCUGAAGUCAGUCAGCCCCCAAAACCAGAUCAGUGUGUACCAGCUAUUCCAGCCCUUGUACAUGAGAGAUGCUGGGAGAAAAAUCAGACUACAGUGCAGCAGCCUCCUCUUGUCUCUCCUGUGACCCUGCAGUGUACCCUGGCACUGGUGCCUUUGACCUCUUCACGCUGUUACCUUCUAUGACAAGGCUCCAGCACUGGUCCUUGGGUAUGCUUCUUCUGGUAGCACCCUUCCCUGCAGAGGAUCCAGAGUCACUGCAAAUGCUGUGCACAGUGCUCAUUUCAUUCCCCGCUGAAAGGCAGCCAGGCCUGAGGUGGAACAUGGCAAGCGCUUCGCCGCGCCUGGCAACUCCACGCAGCUGCUGAAAACAAGCAGGGAAGAAAGCGGUGUACAAACACAGGGGAAUUUUCACAUAGGCAGGAUGUAAUUAGUAGAGCUGGAAUUUGGCCAAGACUCUGGGGUUAAAACACUGGCUUGCAGGUAACACACUGGGAUCUUUCAUAAUUCAAAUGCUCAGGAUCUCCCAUUUCCAUCUUACCUGGAAGAUGUCAGAAGACUGUUCCCUAUUUAAUGUUCCUGGGCAGCUCUCGAACAUCUGACACAAAGGAAAAAGUGUCUAAUGGUGCUGCACCUGCAGUGCUUCUCCGCCAGCGACUGCCCACCAUGAACAGCAGCUGAAAGGAUCACAUCCUGACAGGGCUACGGCUGCAUCGCAGUAAAACACACCACAGCUGCCUCCCUGCCUUGGGGUUCACUUCAUCCUUAACUCUCAUUACUCAGUUUUCAGGCCCCAAAUCCCCACCAAACAGAAAGAAGAGAUGACAAAAUUAGGGCAGCCCCUCACAUGUGAAAGAUGAGGGAGAAUAUUACCAUUAAGUGCUGCUUCAACCUUGUUCUCUGCCACUUGAAAUAGUACCAAAUAGGUAUUGGACAACAGAGAAUUAGAUGAAACACUUCUCCUCAGUGCAGAUGAGUGAGCUUUUCCAACUGGCCUUGCUGGUAAUACACAGAGCAUGAAGAGCUCAUGCCUCCUCCUUCCUUCCAGCAGAGAAAUCACAUUCAAAGCAGCAAAACAUUUUUUUCCCCUUCAUGAUCUCACUUUCCGUAUAAGCAAUCUUUGUGUUUACUAUGAGGAUGCUGAAUGUCCACAAAAGGUCAGGGAAGUCAUUCAUGAACCUCACGUGUGGAAAGUCCGCACGAUGUUUCUACCACGAUGUGGCCCACUGUCUGAAAUACAAGUAAUUACAAACCUUUAACCCCUCAUCCGUCAGACCUGCAGACCGUGUACGGUUUGAGGAGCUGACUUCCUCCCGUGGUACAGUGUGUGCAAGCAAAACAAGAGGUGUUCCUGCCAUCUGAGAAAGCAUAAUCUCUGCAUCAGUAAGUCAUAAAAAAGGGACUCCUCCUAUGCCUGUGAGGGCUUCCCGUAUCAACUUUUGGUUUGUUUGGGUUUUUUGUGUGCCCAGAUUGCCAUGCAAGUCGCCCUCUUUGUCAAGAGUUGCUUAAUGCAACCACCAACCAAAUUUGCUGAGAGCACCUCAGUCAGUGGGAUACCAAACCUACAGACUGACGUGAAUGGCAAAGUGAGCUGGAGAGAGUAAAGUACAGGCAGCUGCAGGCAACAGGAAAUCCAGCACUAAUAAAUAAAACAUCUUAUAGCCAGAAAGAGGAAAUAAACAGCAGCAGCACAAACUGAGAGGACAGAAGAGAGGAACACAGCAUAACUGUGGCGCGGGAAUCACUGCAUUACAGUGAGCUUAUUUUUACAGAACGUUGUCCUGGUUUGUUAUGUAUUCAGACUGCAAAAAAAAGUGGGGGAGUGGGAGGACUGCUCAAAGAGAGGGUCUCUAUCAGAAGAAGUUGUCAACAACCACUGUAAUUAAGGAAGCAGCCAGAGCACACACAACCUGAGCCGCCGCCAGAGUGAAAUGAAAGCAUUUUUUGUUUGCAGCCGUAGCCCUGAAGGAUAAUAAAAGAUGGUUCUACCGUGCCAAGUGAGGAGCUGCAGGGACACCGUUUCUAGACGGCGAAUGCCCUGCUCCCAUCUUUCCAAAAUUACACACCGUGGGGAGGCAGUAAGUUACUCUUCCUACGUGCACUUUCAAAGCACGUGCCCGCACACCCCGUCUGACUGCAGCAGCCGCUUUGGAAGGCCAGUCACCAGGCAGGUGAGCCCCCAGCCACCAUGGUAACGAUGGAGGUGGCACCACCUGAGCUCUGCCCCCCAGCCGAUGGCUGCUUGGUCCAGACUGCUGAAUCAGCAAGCCUUAAUUUUUCCACCUCACACUCAGCCGUGGGUGUGCCGCAGCCCCACGGCAUUGCCACCACCAGUGGGAGCUGCCGCGUUCAGAAGAGCUGCACCCCGUUCUCCUCCCAAGGGCGGCUGCGUUUAGAAGGCUCGCUGGUGCCUUGGCAAGGAGCUUCGUGCACGGCAUGCCAAAACAAUACUCUUCUUGCUGCUGGUAGCAUCUUUCACUUGGAACGGCCAUGUGGCCUGUGCCCGUGCGGCAGCGGGUGUUGGGGAGCAGCAGGUGGGCUGGCAGGGCCGAGGUGGUCGGCACGGACCUUCUCAGCCAUGGGACAGUAUCAUGGGGCUUUUACUGGUAGCUGUAGAAACUCGUGUGCAGGUUCAGCGAAGGGAAAGAAGUCAUUCACAGAUUGCAUGCGUAUUUCUGAAUUCAUUCAUUGACUGGCAUUUGCCUUUCAUCCUCCCCCCGAGCCCUGUGCGCAUUGCUGGCAUUCUCUCCCAAUCCCAUAUAAUAAUUCCCAGGUCUCCGCAAGCCACUGCCUGCCAAUGGAGCCCACAGUCACUGGACCGCCAGGCCGGUCACAUGAAAAGUUACGUGCAAAGGUUUAACACUUUCUCCUGACCCCAGCCCCUGUUCCCGUGAUUCCCCUGCAGUGUUCUCCUAAUCAGGUGCCUUGGAAGCUUUGCACUGGGCAGGGUGCUAAGAAGGUGGCUAUUUAGCUGCAGCAUUUCCAGAGUCUUUGAGCUCUCUGCUAAGCAGUAAAUACAACCAGUGGAGCCAGGUGAAUGUCUGACAAGGCUGCUGUUUAUUUAGACCUGAAGAAAAGAGAGCUGCUGCUUUGCAACCAAAUGCAUAUUGCUGUAGCCCCACUUUCUCUAGCCCAACAGCCGUACUAAUGGUUAUUUGCUUCAGCAGGGUAUGGAAAUCACUUCUUAAAGCCUGUAUACAGGGUACAGAGCUGUGAUCCAGUAUGAUUUUAACCUUCACUGGGCAUUGCCAGUAUGUUUGUUACCAGGGAAUCAAAAAGAAAAUACAGUCCUUUCACUAAAGCCUUCCAUUACCUAAUUCUAGAUGAUAGUGCAGGUAUUUAAUACAUCACACGACCUACGAAAGUGACAAAGUAUUUUCUUCGCAUCCCUCCUACCUGUGAGACAUCAGAGAACACAUCCUUUUGGAGAAUCUCAGAUGGAAGUGAUUUUUUAUUAAAUAUAGAUGCAAAAGCAGAAAUGUUCAAAAGCUGUUUCUGAUAUAUAGGCAGUGAGAGUCGUUUCCUUGCUAUCGCUGUAACGUGGGGGAGUGCAGGUAUCUCCCGCAGAAAGGGUUCUUGUUCUCCACCUGAUGCUUCCAUGUAGGAUUUCACGCAUGUGACUGUGUAUGAUUCAUGAAUUCCAGCUCGGCUUUGGAAAGCAUGGGAACAGUGUGUGGCUGUCAGGGCCCAGUGUUCAUCUGGGUUUCGCAUGGCCCACAGAAAGACAUGCCAGUUGCACCUUCGAGCCAAACAGUUGGAUAAUCAAACUGAGCAUUUGGCUUCAGUUUUGGUUCUUUUUUUUGGAGGGGAGGGGGCAGGCCGGUUAUGAACUCCAACGUGUACAUGCAUUUUUGUGGGUUUAAGUGAAAAGACCAUGGCAAAGUUUUAAGUUACAGUCUAUUUAUAUUUUUCUGUUUUAAGCUCCACAUAAGUUUAAGUUACCAACAUAACUUUCAAAAACAAACCAACCAACCAACCAAAUAAAAUUGACAGUAUUUUUCAAA